GUGUGUCUUUUGUUAAUGAAUUUGGAGUUGAGGAGGCAGGAAUUGAUGGUGGUGGUAUUUUUAAAGAUGUCAUGGAGAACAUUACACGGGCAGCCUUUGACGUGCAGUAUGGUUUAUUUAAGCAAAUUGCUGACCAUUUGCUCUACCCCAAUCCUGGUUCGGGAAUGAUACAUGAGCAACAUCUCCAGUUUUUCCAUUUCCUCGAAGUUCUUUUGGCAAAGCAAAUUGCUGACCAUUUGCUCUACCCCAAUCCUGGUUCGGGAAUGAUACAUGAGCAACAUCUCCAGUUUUUCCAUUUCCUCGAAGUUCUUUUGGCAAAGGUCAUGUUUGAAGGAACUCUUGUUGAUAUACUUUUUGCAACAUUCUUCUUGAGCAAGUUAAAACAGAAGUAAGGUUUUUAAAGAUUUACUGUCUUACUGUUUUGUAUUUUGUGCUGAUCCACUAAUCGUAGUAUUGAUGGUCAUGACAAUGACUAGUUGCAAGUUACUUGAAUUUUUAGGGUUCUAAAAAUCUUACAUUUUAUUAUGGGUGCACUGCCUACUAAUGAGAUUGUCAAUUGCUAACUUCCAAAUGUUGAAUUUGGGAUUUCCAUGCUACAUUCACUUUCUUGAUCUGCAAUUACAGAGCUACUCUAUACUGGAAUAAAGUCUCAUCUGAACUGUA
This is a messenger RNA of Cucumis sativus (cucumber), 663 nucleotides long. RefSeq names its product E3 ubiquitin-protein ligase UPL6-like. NCBI's taxonomy places the organism in Eukaryota, Viridiplantae, Streptophyta, Magnoliopsida, Cucurbitales, Cucurbitaceae. The coding region runs from base 72 to 392 and encodes 106 amino acids. Gene Ontology annotation, biological process: ubiquitin-dependent protein catabolic process; protein polyubiquitination. Gene Ontology annotation, molecular function: ubiquitin protein ligase activity. The record is from RefSeq and is a predicted model, not a curated record. The transcript is spliced from 4 exons.